AUGGAUAUUGAGAGGCAUGACAAGAUCCUGAACAUUGUUCAAGAGAAUGUGGAGGAAGUUCAGGAGAGAACCAGAAAAAGGCUGCGGUCAAAACUACCUGAGCAAAACCUUCAGGUGGGGGACGUAGUUUUGAGAAGGAACAUCCGCAGCCAGCAACAGAAAGGAGGGAAGCUGGACCCAGAAUUCCUAGGUCCUUUCACAGUCAGCAAAAUAGAUGGGAAAAGCAUUGAUCUUGUUGUUUCUAAUGGAAAGUCCAUCUGGAAAUCUGCUGUCACCUCCACUCCACCAACCACUUUCACCUCUGGUCAACCUACUGUCACCUCCACUCCACCAGCCACAGUCACUUCUGUCCAACAUGCGGUCACCUCCAUUCCAUCUGCUGUCAUCUCCUCUCCAACAGCCACUGUCAACCCAAUACGACCUGCUGUUGCCUCCUCUCCACCUGCUGUCACUUCUGCACCUGGUGGAAUCUCUUCUCCACCUGCUGGCAUCCCCUUUGCUCCAACAGCCCUCGCCUUUUCAGGAAAAUAUUUGAAAGACGCCUGGGCGGGGAAAAAUGUUCAUGUCCUUCUAUCUAAAAUGGGUCCUUAUAAAAUGUUUUAUUGGGACAUUGCAAAGCUAGCACCAAAUCAACAGCUUAAGGUGAUCAAUGCCUACCUGAUGCACAUUGUUAAAAAGAGUAAUCAGCAGCAAAGAAGCAAACAGGCACUAUGCAUCGAUUCCUUUGAGAUGUCUAAUAUAUGGCAGGGGAAAACCACAAAACUGAAGUAUGCUGAGAAAAUUCUGUCAGGGGAGCCUCUGACUUUUUCCAGUUCAGCAUCGGCAGUUUUGAAAUACAGACAAGAGGUGGCAAUGACACUGAUUGAAGAAACAGAUGAUCUCAAAGAGCUAUGCCACUACUGCGGAGAAAGAAACAAUGGGAAAAGCAAACGUGGGAAAAGGAGGAAAAGACAAGAAUGCUCUACUGUCUGGAUCCAGUGUGACAACUGCACACGGUGGUACCACAUAACGUGUGUUGCAAAUCCUAACCUAAAGGAGCCGUACAGCUGCCUUGCAUGUGAACAAGGAUAAGGACAGUAUUAUUUCGAAGCACACUUUAAAUGUGGCAAAGGGCUCACUCCCUCAACCGGGUGUAAAAAAGAUCAACACAAUUCUUGAUAUCUGUACAGAAAAUUUGUUAAAUGUGUCUCACUGUAAUGUUUUUGUUUUGCUCUUUGCUGUCCUCGUAUGGUUUUAGAUUUAUUUCUCGUUUUUUGUUACAUUUGAAUGAUUCUUUUAUAUUCUUUCAGUUUUUUUCUUUCAGCAGAUUAUAGACCUAGUCAUAAAAUUUGGCAGGUUACUGAAUAACAGGGUUCCAUUAAGCAGACUGUGCACAUCCCAAAGUCAAGUCAUUUUAACCCACAAAUCAUGGCAUUUUUCUUCCUUUCCAUCAAGAAAAGAUGUGUCAUUGAGUUGUGGUGUUAGUGAGUGUGGCACUUACUCUAUUGGUCGGUCUGUUUAUGAUAAAAAGGGUUGUUACGAUAUUUUAAUUUGAUGAUUACGCUAUUGGCUGUAGUAGAUGUAAAAUAUGUUAAAAUAAGAACAGAGUGGACCCAAUGUGGUCAAAAACACUUGAGAUUUUCCCUCCCGGCAGUUACUUUCUUAUUGAGUUGAGUUCAUUGUGUUCUCCCUGAAAACAUUGAGUUUAUUUAUUUCACCGUUUUAUGCCUUUAAUGCUGCGUUAUCUUCCUUCGAAUGUCACCUGUAUGUAAAGGAAGUAGAAUGUAACAUUGCUUCUGAAAAUGUACCUUACUUUUGUUCCCUUUUUGAUUUGUGAUGAUAGCAAUGAUAAUGCGUAAGACCACUUGUGCUGGAACAUUUCUGUUUGUUCUUUUGUACUGAGGUAAUGAGGGUUCAAUGUGCAAUGUGUUUCAUGCUGUAUAUACAGACCGUUAAAGGUCCCUGACUGCACAUUUUCAAGGAAAGGUUAUGUAAAUAUUUUUUGUUUCCUUGUUUUAAAAAACUGAGUGGUUUUAAUGAAUAUAGUUUAAGCUGUGAUCAGACUUUGGGAGGCAUUGCGUUCCAUGUUGUAGGUGCAGGUGCUUGAUUAUGCUACCUUACAGGACAGAAUUGCUUGGAGGGGAUUUGGAAAGCCAGAAUAAUUACCCACUAACAUUCAAAUAACCUUCCUCUGCCUACCACCUUCAUCCAGUCAUUUCACCCUACUGAACCCAUAACCCUUCCUCUCAAUAUUGUACUGUAAAUUUCUCAAAUGUCUGAUGGGUCAAGAUUUAGUCUCACUGGUGCACACUUGAAAGGGAAAAAAAUUAUUAGUUUUGUGAAUUGAUUUUUUUGUUAAAAGUUUAUUCUUCUUGUUUGUUAAAAAAGGAAUUAAUAUUCAUGUUUUAAUUAAAUGUUGGUUUCUAUUCUUUGGCUUAUUCAUAAUGGACACUGUGAUUUAUACCAUAAAAGUAAAUAAAAGUAAAUCAGUAUACUAAAUUAUUGUGUCACUAAUUUAGUGGAGAUGUAUGGGAGUAUUGUGAUGGCCCCCUUAUCAAUAUUUGUCUAUACACUCUAAUAAUUAGUUAUUUUUUAAAAGGAUGAUAAGUUAUUUGAAAAUAUUUGCUUGGUCUUUAAAUAUUUUUACAUACAUAUAUACAUACAUUAAUGUCAGAUUCUGUUUGCAACUGUCAGAAUUGGUGACCCCUAUGCCAAGGCCCAUCUGUCCACUCCAGUCAUAAAUGCUUUUCUUUGGCUGAAAAGGUGAAGGGAUGGUAAGUCACCUGAAAACAUUGGGUUUGAUUUUAAUUAGUUUGUAUAGAGAUGCAGAGCAGUCACAUAUUUUGACAGCAGCUAUCAGAAUUGGCGACCCCUAUGCCACGGCCAGUCUGUCCACUGUCAUGAAUACUCUUUUUGGCUGAAAGGUGAAAGUCACCUGAAAACAUUUGGUUGGAUUUUAACUAGUUUGAAAGUGCAUUGGUGUGCAGUAAUAAUCUCUAUGUUAAAUAGAGAUGGCAUAGAGUCACAUAUUCUGAUACCAGCUGUCAGAAUCUGUGACCCCCUAUUCUAAAGCAUUAUGGUAAAGUCCAGUAAUAAAUAUUUUGUGUAGCUGAAAAGGUAAAGGAAUGGUGAGAAAUUUGAGAGGGUUUGUCUGGUUUUACAUUAUUGUAUGUGGAGAUGGCAGAGGGUCACAUAUUCUGAUACCAGCUGUCAGAAUCUGUGACCCCUGUUCCAAAGCAUUAUGGUCAAGUCCAGUAAUAAAUGCUGUGUGUAGCUGAAAAUGUGAAGGAACAGUGAGUAAUCUGAGAAGAUUUGGUUGGUUUUAUACUCUUGUAUGUGGAGAUGGCAGAGGGUCACAUAUUCUGAUACCAGCUGUCAUAAUCCGUGACCCCCUAUGCCAAGGCUUACCUGUGAAUACCAUUCUUGAUUUUAUUUUGUAUCUGAAAAGGUGAAGGGAUAGUGAGUAAUCUGAGAAGAUUUGGUUGGUUUUACACUAUUUUAAAUGGAGAUGGAAUAGAGUCACAUAUUCUGAUACCAGCUGUCAGAAUCUGUGACCCCUGUUCCAAAGCAUUAUGGUCAAGUCCAGUAAUAAAUGCUGUGUGUAGCUGAAAAAAGUGAAGAAACAGUGAGUAAUCUGAGAAGAUUUGGUUAGUUUUAUACUAUUUUAAAUAGAGAGGGAAUAGGGUCACAUAUUCUGAUACCAGCUGUCAGAAAGAGUGACCCCCUAUGCCAAGGCUUACCUGUGAAUACCAUUCUUGAUUUUAUUUUGUAGCUGAAUAGGUGAAGGAAUGGUGAGUAAUCUGAGAAGAUUUGGUUAGUUUUAUACUAUUUUAAAUAGAGAUGGAAUAGGGUCACAUAUUCUGAUACCAGCUGUCAGAAUCUGUGACCCUUAAUAUAAAGCAUUAUGGUCAAGUCCAGUAAUAAAUGUUUUUGUAGCUGAAAAUGUGAAGGAAUGGUGAGUAAUCUGAGAAGAUCUGGUUAGUUUUACACUGUUUUAAAUGGAGAUGGAAUAGGGUCACAUA
Astyanax mexicanus (Mexican tetra) is the source of this 4001-nucleotide messenger RNA. RefSeq lists its product as uncharacterized. The transcript has 7 exons. Lineage: Eukaryota; Metazoa; Chordata; Actinopteri; Characiformes; Acestrorhamphidae. The record is from RefSeq and is a predicted model, not a curated record. The coding region runs from base 1 to 1071 and encodes 356 amino acids.